This is a messenger RNA of Caenorhabditis briggsae, 888 nucleotides long. The transcript is spliced from 4 exons. The coding region runs from base 1 to 888 and encodes 295 amino acids. The record is from RefSeq and is a predicted model, not a curated record. NCBI's taxonomy places the organism in Eukaryota, Metazoa, Nematoda, Chromadorea, Rhabditida, Rhabditidae.
AUGUCUAUUGUAAACACAACUGAGUGUAUUAUCUGUUAUAAUGAAUAUGACACUGAAUCUCGAAAACCUUGCAUCGGAACAUGUGGUCACUCAAUUUGCGAACACUGUAAACAUCAAAUGCUCUCAUCAAAAUGUCCGCAGUGCAAUCGAGAAGAAGCGUUCGCAAUCACAACAAUUAAUUAUCAAGUUCUAGAAUUAAUUAAACAUUUUCGAAGUAUGCAAGCGGGUGAAUCAUCUGGCUCACGAUCUCUAUUAGACGAUGCAAAAGGUCUCGACGAAGGUGUGUGUAGUGAAUGUACAUUACGAUCUCGAAAACUACGUCUGUGUGUCACUUGUGCAGUAAACGCGGGUGUAUUGAAGCAUGACGACAACAAAAAGGAAUUUGUAUUGAAUGUCGAAAACAAUGAUAUCGAAGCUGCCCUUCAGAAAGCCAAGAAAAACGCGAUUUGCGGUGAUUGUGCACUCGACGGAGUGCUGCACGAAGGCCACAAAACUAUGCAAUUGGCAGUUUUGAAAAAUAGUUUGGAGGAUAGAGUGCCGGCGACAGUAGAAGAUAAAAUGAAAAAUAUGGAAAAAAAUGCUCAAAAAGUAUGCGAUGAGCUUCAAAAGGGAUUCAAUGAGGCUAUAGGCUCAUUGAAGAAUUAUUUUCAGCAGUAUACUGCUUUGCCAUCAAACGAACGGAAAAUACAUUUCAAUAAUGUUGAAGCGAGCAUAGAGAAGAUAAAUGACACGAUGUCUUUGACCAAAGAUGCAGUUAAAAGACUUGAAAUAUUGAAUAACGAGUUUCACGAGAGCGCGGAUAUUGUUAAAACGAAUUCUAAAGCUGUGACGAAAGCCGCAACGAUGUUCGCCACAAUGGACCCGGUUCUUGUUGCUGGUCUCGUUUAA